Molecule: messenger RNA, 7895 nt
Organism: Myotis davidii
Lineage: Eukaryota; Metazoa; Chordata; Mammalia; Chiroptera; Vespertilionidae
Gene: CUL9
Product: cullin 9
Exons: 42
Coding region: 104-7744 (2546 amino acids)
Biological process (GO): ubiquitin-dependent protein catabolic process
Molecular function (GO): ubiquitin protein ligase binding; zinc ion binding
Source: RefSeq, a predicted model, not a curated record
ACCGCCUUCUGGCCCGCACCGCCCCUGCCUUUCUGCAAGCUCGGGCCUGACCUUGUUGCCUGCACCUACCGGCUGUCUCUUCCCGCGUCUAGCCCUCACCUCCAUGCCUCAGUUCACUGCUCCUUAUAGUGGCCCCAUCCCCCCGAAUUUAGGCCUGGCCAGUCGCUCCACUUCUCCACCCUGCUCAGCAGUUGUUGACCACCCCGUCACCGGUCUCCUUCCAGGCUGGUCCUGCCAUGUGGAGGUCAGGAUGGUGGGGGAACGGCGCACUGGGGACCUCAUGGUGCCCUUGGGGCCUCGGCUGCAGGCAUAUCCCGAAGAACUUAUUCGACAGCGUCCUGGCCACGAUGGACAUCCUGAAUACCUGAUCCGAUGGAGUGUCCUGAAGUGUGGGGAAGUGGGUAGAGUGGAUGUGGAAGAGGGCAAGGCAGAGCACAUCCUCAUGUGGCUGUCAGCCCCCGAGGUCUAUGCCAACUGCCCCACGCUGCUGGGUGAGUGGGCACUAUCUAAAGGACCUCAGCGUGAGCCAGCGGGGGGUGCAGGAAGCUUUCCCCGAGAUCCAGGAGGCCUGGAUGACGUGGCAAUGGGAGAGAUGGAAACUGAUGUCCGGGCGCUGGUGCAGAGGGCUGCCAGGCAGCUGGCAGAAGGUGGGACCUCGAGCCUCACGGCCGCUGUGCUCCACACCAUCCACGUGCUCAGUGCCUACGCCAGCAUCGGGCCCCUCACUGGGGUCUUCCGGGAGACGGGAGCCCUGGACCUGCUCAUGCACAUGCUGUGCAACCCCGAGCCUCAGAUCCGGCGGAGUGCGGGCAAGUUGCUGCAGGCUCUGGCAGCCCACGACGCUGGGAGUCGGGCUCACGUCCUUCUGUCACUGAGCCAGCAAGAUGGCAUCGAGCAGCACAUGGACUUUGACAGCCGCUAUACUUUGCUGGAGCUGUUUGCAGAAACCACAUCCUCUGAGGAGCACUGCAUGGCCUUUGAGGGCAUUCACCUGCCUCAGAUCCCAGGAAAGCUGCUCUUCUCCCUGGUGAAACGCUACCUGUGUGUCACUUCCUUGCUGGACCAGCUGAAUAACAGUCCAGAGCCCGGGGCUGGAGACCGAGGCUCCCUGCCCCCAGGGGAGGAGAAAAGCCGGGGGCAGCGGGAGCUGGAGUUCAGUAUGGCUGUGGGCAACCUCAUCUCAGAGCUGGUGCGGAGCAUGGGCUGGGCCCAGAACCUCGGCGAGAGGGACAUGUCGCCUCCCCGGCCGGCCCGGUCCAUCUUUCAGCCCUGCAUUUCAGGCCCCAGCGGUUUACUCCCCACCACGGUCACCACCCCCAGAAAGCAAGAACGGGCCUUCCGCCAGCGUUACCAGUUCUCUAGCCGUAGUGGCUAUGGUGAAUACGUGCAGCAGACACUAGUGCCAGGGAUGCGCGUGCGGAUGCUGGAUGAUUACGAGGAGGUCAGUGCCGGGGAGGAGGGCGAGUUCCGGCAGAGCAACAAUGGCGUGCCCCCUGUGCAGGUCUUCUGGCAGGUGAUGGGUCGCACCUACUGGGUGCACUGGCACAUGCUAGAGAUCCUGGGCCCUGAGGAAGCUGCUGUGGGUACAGCUUCAGCAGCUGUGGAGAAGAGGGCAGGGCCCAUUCUGUUGGGCACAGCACUUCCCUCCUGGGACCGGAAGCCUGUGGAUAGGCUCUACUCUCUGCCGUAUCUCCAGCCUGAGCCUCAGAAGAAGGAGAAGUUGGGUUGCCUGACCCAGGCUGAGUGGUGGGAACUGCUCUUCUUCAUCAAGAAGUUGGACAUAAGUGAGCAGCAGCCAAUUUUUCAGAAUCUUCGGGAGAACCUGGAUGAGACCCUGGAUGAAAAGACCCUCGGUGAGAUCUCCGUGCCCAAAGAGGUGGCUGAAGGCCUGCUGCAGGUUCUCUGGAACCGGUUUGAGGGGAGCACCCUCAGUGACCUGCUCAACUCCAAAAUCUACACCAAGUACGGGCUGCGACCUGAUAAACUAAGCAGCUCAUCUUAUUCCCGAAGUCGCUCCUGUACCCCGGGUCCAGAAGAGGAGCUCAAGUCAGAGGCCAGGUUCUCAGAGGAAGAGACCGAGUCCCCCAAAGCAAAGGCUGAGCCCCACAAAGCAGAGGCAGAGGCUGCCAAGGGAAAAACUCAGCGCCCCAUGGCACAGAGUGAUUCACAACUGUUUAACCGGCUUCUGCUGACUGAGGGAAUGGCUCUGUCCCCCAAAGUAAAGGAGGCAGCCAGUGAAAUGGCUAGAGCCUUGCGGGGUCCAGGUCCACGCAGCUCCCUGGAUCAGCAAGUGGCGGCUGUUGUGGCUACAGUGCAGAUAACCAGCUUGGACACAAACCUGCAGCUGUCAAGCCUCGAUGCCCUCUCGCAGGCUGUGGAGGAGGUCACUGAGCGGGACCACCCUCUGGUCCGUCCUGACAGAUCCCUGAGAGAGAAGCUAGUGAAGACACUGAUGGAGCUGCUGACCAACCAGGUGGGAGAGAAGAUGGUGGUGGUGCUGACCCUGCGCCUCCUGUACUUGCUCAUGACCAAGCAUGAAUGGCGCCCCCUCUUUGCCAGGGAGGGUGGCAUCUACGCUGUGCUGGUUUGCAUGCAAGAAUACAAGACUUCCGUCUUGGUGCAGCAGGCAGGCCUGGCGGCACUGAAGAUGCUGGCCAUUGCCAGCACCUUGGAGAACCCCGACUUCUUUAUUAGUCAGGAUUCUGGCCCCCCGUUGUUCGAUGUGCAGAUGACCAGAGAGAUCUUCGCCAGCAUCGACUCAGCCACCCCCCCGGGCUCGGACAGCCUGCUCCUCACCAUCCCUGCCGCGCUGACCUUGAUGCUGAACACAGAGGGGUGCUCCUCCGCAGUGAGAAAUGGCCUGAUCCUGCUCAGCCUGCUUCUGUGCAACCACCACACUCUGGGAGACCAGAUUAUCACCCGAGAGCUGAGAGACACCAUGUUUAGGCACUCGGGGCUUGCCCUGGGGACGGACCCCAUGCCCACCACGCGCACCAUCCUCAUGAUCCUCUUCAACCGCUACUCGGAGCCGCUGGGCAGUCCCGAGCGCACAGCAACACUGGAGCCCCCCGGUGCCCAGGGCCAGGAUGGGUCCCCCGAGCUGCUGAUCCGGUCCCUGGUUGGAGGCCCAUCUGCAGAACUCCUCCUGGACUUGGAGCGUGUGCUGUGCCGUGAGGGGGGCCCUGGGGGGGCCCUGAGGCCCCUCCUCAAGCGCCUCCAGGAGGAGGCCCAGCCCUUCCUCCUGUUGCUGCGGACUCUGGAUGCCCCCGGGCCCAACAAAACCCUGCUGCUGAUGGCGCUGAGGGUCAUGACCCAGCUGCUGGAUUACUCUGAGGCAAUGACCCUCCCCUGGCAUGAGGUCUUGGAGCCCUGCCUCAACUGCCUGAGUAGCCCCAGUAGUGACUCUGAGAUUGUCCAUGAGCUGCUCCGCUUCCUGCACCGCCUGGCCUCGGCGCACAAGGACUAUGCGGUGGUGCUGUGCUGCCUGGGAGCCAAGGAGGCCCUCUGCAAAGUGGUGGACAAGCACUCGGCGCUGGUGCUGCUGGCCGGCGAGCUUCGCGACUUGCUGACCGACUGCGAGAGGCAUGCCCAGCUCUACAGCAGCCUCACCUCCAGCAUCCUGGCUGGCUGCAUUCAGAUGGUGCUGGGCCAGAUCGAAGACCACAGACGAACCCACCAGCCCAUCAACAUCCCCUUCUUUGACGUGUUCCUCAGGCAUCUCUGCCAGGGCUCCAGUGUGGAAGUGAAGGAGGACAAGUGCUGGGAGAAGGUGGAGGUGUCCUCCAACCCGCACCGGGCCAGCAAGCUGACAGACCGCAACCCCAAGACCUACUGGGAGUCCAACGGGAGCACCGGCUCCCACUCCAUCACCGUGCACAUGCGCCGUGGUAUUCUUGUUAGGCAGCUGACUCUGCUGGUGGCCAGUGAGGACUCCAGUUACAUGCCGGCCAGGGUGGUGGUGUAUGGGGGUGACAGCGCCAGCUGCAUCAGCACUGAGCUCAACAUGGUGAAUGUGGUGCCUUCCGCCAGCCGGGUGAUAAGUGUGUGCAUGUUACAGGGCGGCAUCGACACCCGGGUUCGGGGUGUGGAGGUCCUGGGCCCCAAGCCCACUUUCUGGCCACUGUUCCGAGAGCAGCUGUGUCGCCGUACAUGUCUCUUCUACACAAUCCGGGCGCAAGCCUGGAGCCGGGACAUAGCAGAGGACCGCAGGCGCCUCCUCCAGCUCUGUCCCAGACUGAACAAGGUUUUGCGCCAUGAACAGAAUUUUGCUGAUCGCUUCCUCCCUGAUGAUGAGGCCGCCCGAGCGCUGGGCAAGACCUGCUGGGAGGCCCUGGUCAGCCCCCUGGUGCAGAACAUCACCUGCCCCGACGCGGAAGGUGUGAGCUCCCUGGGAUGGCUGCUGGGUCAGUACUUAGAGCAGAAGGAGAGCUCUCGGAACCCCCUGAGUCGAGCAGCAUCCUUUGCCUCUCGAGUUCGUCGCCUUUGCCACUUGCUGGUGCAUGUGGAGCCUCCUCCGGGGCCUUCUGAGCCAUCCACGCAGCCCUCCAGCAGGAACAGUAAGGGUCAGGACCGGAGCCCGGGGCCUUCACCUGUCCUCCCGAGCAGCAGCCUGAGGAGCAUGACGCAGUGCUGGCUGAGCGUGGUGCAGGAGCAGGUCAGCAGGUUCCUGGCUGCGGCCUGGAGGGCCCCAGACUUCGUGCCUCGUUACUGUGCGCUCUACGAGCACUUGCAGAGAGCAGGCUCAGAGCUCUUUGGGCCUCGGGCAGCCUUCACGCUGGCCCUGCACAGUGGCUUCUCAGGCGCCUUGCUGCAGCAGUCCUUCCUCACGGCUACUCAUAUGAGUGAGCAGUUUGCCAGACACAUCGACCAGCAGAUCCAGGGCUGCCUGGUUGGCAGAACCCCUGGAGCAGACAUGCUGGGGCAACUUCAGCGGCACCUGGAACCCAUCAUGGUCCUUUCUGGCCUGGAGCUGGCCACCACUUUUGAGCACUUUUACCAGCACUACAUGGCGGACCGUCUCCUGAGCCUGGGCUCCAGCUGGCUGGAGGGGGCCGUGCUGGAGCAGAUCGGUUCCUGCUUCCCCCACCGCCUCCCCCAGCAGAUGCUGCAGACCCUGAGCGCCUCCGAGCGGCUGCAGUGCCAGUUCCACCUCUUCCAGCUCCAGCGGCUGGACAGGCUGCUCUUGGAGCAGGAGGAUGAGGAGGAGCAGGGCCUGGAAGCAGAGGAGGAAGAGGAAGAAGAGGAGUCUGGGAAAGAAGUAUUUCUCGAGGACCCACGUCCAGCAAUUUCUAUACUGGUCCUGUCACCACGCUGCUGGCCCGUCUCCCCACUCUGCCACCUGUACCAUCCCAGAAAGUGCCUUCCCACAGCAUUCUGUGAUGCCCUUGACCGCUUCUCCAGUUUCUACAGCCAGAGUCAGAACCAUCCAGCCCGGGGACCGCAUCGGCGGCUGCAGUGGACGUGGCUGGGCCGGGCUGAGCUGCAGUUUGGGGACCAGACCCUGCAUGUGUCCACUGUGCAGAUGUGGCUGCUGUUGAAUUUCAACCAGACAGAGGAGGUGUCGGUAGAAACCUUGCUGAAGAAUUCUGGCCUCACCCCACAGCUGCUGCUGCAGGCACUGCUGCCCCUCAGCUCUGAGCACGGCCCUUUGACCCUGCACGAGGGUCCGGACUUUCCACAUGGGGGUGUGCUGCGAGUCCGUGAGCCUGCGCUCCGGCCCUGUGGGGAGGCCCUGUGGCUGAUACCUCCCCAGAAGUACCUGGAUGUAAAGAAGGAUGAGGGUCGAACCCUGGAACAGAAGAGGAACCUCUUGAGCUGUCUUCUUGUCCGUAUCCUCAAAGCCCACGGGGAGGAGGGCCUCCACAUUGAUCAGCUGGUUUGUCUGGUGCUGGAGGCCUGGCAGAAGGGCCCAAACCCUCCCGGGAGCCUGGGCCGCACUGUUGCCGGGGGCGUGGCCUGUACCAGCACAGAUGUCUUCUCUUGCAUCCUGCACCUCCUGGGCCAGGGCUACAUGAAACAGCGUGAUGACUGGCCCCAGAUGCUGAUGUACGCCAGCCCAGAGCCCACGGGGCCCUGCCGGGGCCAGGCUGAGAUCCCCUUCUGUGGCAGCCAGACCACCGAGGCCUCCAAGCCCAGCCCAGAAGCUGUGGCCGCCCUGGCAUCCCUUCAGCUGCCUGCAGGCCGCACCAUGAGCCCCCAGGAGGUGGAAGGGUUGAUGGAGCAGACGGUGCGGCAGGUGCAGGAGACGCUGAACCUGGAGCCAGAUGUAGCUCAGCACCUUUUGGCUCAUGCCCACUGGAGUGCCGAGCAGCUGCUGCAGAGCUACAGUGAUAACCCCCAGCCAUUGCUGCUGGCAGCUGGGCUGCGGGUGCCCCAGCCCCAGGCUGCCCCUACACGCCCUGACCACUGCCCUGUCUGUGUCAGCCCCCUGGAGCCAGAUGACGACUUGCCCUCUCUCUGCUGCAGGCACUAUUGCUGCAAGUCUUGCUGGAAUGAGUAUCUGACAACUCGCAUCGAGCAGAACCUGGUGAUGAAUUGCACCUGCCCCAUUGCCGACUGCCCGGCCCAGCCCACGGGAGCCUUCAUUCGUGCCAUUGUCUCCUCGCCAGAGGUCAUCUCCAAGUACGAGAAGGCCCUGCUCCGUGGCUACGUGGACAGCUGCUCCAACCUGACGUGGUGCACCAACCCCCAGGGCUGUGACCGCAUCCUGUGCCGCCAGGGCCUGGGCUCAGGGACCACCUGCUCCAAGUGUGGCUGGGCCUCCUGCUUCAACUGCAGCUUCCCCGAGGCACACUACCCUGCCAGCUGUGGCCACAUGUCUCAGUGGGUCGAUGAUGGCGGCUACUAUGAUGGCAUGAGUGUGGAGGCCCAGAGCAAGCACCUGGCCAAGCUCAUCUCUAAGCGCUGUCCCAGCUGUCAGACUCCCAUCGAGAAGAAUGAAGGGUGUCUGCACAUGACCUGCGCCAAAUGCAACCAUGGAUUCUGCUGGCGCUGCCUCAAGUCCUGGAAGCCAAAUCACAAAGACUAUUACAACUGCUCUGCCAUGGUGAGCAAGGCAGCUCGCCAAGAGAAGCGGUUCCAGGACUACAACGAGAGGUGUACUUUCCAUCACCAGGCCCGGGAAUUUGCUGUGACCUUGUGGAACCGAGUAUCUGCCAUCCAUGAGGUGCCCCCACCCAAAUCCUUCACCUUCCUCAGCGACGCCUGCCGGGGGCUUGAGCAGGCUCGAAAGGUGCUGGCCUACGCCUGCGUGUACAGCUUCUACAACCAGGAAACGGAGCAAAUGGACGUGGUGGAGCAGCAGACGGAGAACCUGGAGCUGCACACCAAUGCCCUGCAGAUCCUCCUGGAGGAGAUCCUGCUGCAGUGCAGAGACCUGGCCUCGGCCCUGCGUCUCCUGCGGGCCGACUGCCUCCACAUGGGCCUGGAGCUGCUCCGGCGGAUCCAGGAGAGGCUGCUCGCCAUCCUGCAGCAUUCCACCCAGGACUUUCGGGUUGGUCUCCAGAGUCCAUCGUUAGAGGCCCGGGAGGCGAAAGGGUCCAACGUGCCCAGCAGUGGGCCCCGAGGCUCCUUGGGGCUGGAGACGGAUGAGGAGGAAGGCGAAGGCGACAUGCCCGAGUGGCAGCAGGACGAGUUCGAUGAGGAGCUGGACAACGACACCUUCUCCUAUGACGAGGAGUCAGAGAACCUGGACCGGGACGCUUUCUUCUUCGGGGAUGAGGAUGAGGAUGAGGGCUAUGACUGAGGGGCAGGAUGCAGGGAGCUCCCGGAGCUGCGGGGCCAGGGGGCCGGCCGUUCAUCCCUGACCCCUGUCCUGGGUGCUCCGAGGGGCAGUUCCCAGCAUCUGCAGCACCUUCUUCUGUUUACCGAAUAAACUUCUUUCAUAUACUUCUCUG